Colletotrichum karsti is the source of this 2931-nucleotide messenger RNA. Its product is annotated as WD repeat domain-containing protein. The coding region runs from base 1 to 2931 and encodes 976 amino acids. The record is from RefSeq and is a predicted model, not a curated record. Gene Ontology annotation, molecular function: protein binding. NCBI's taxonomy places the organism in Eukaryota, Fungi, Ascomycota, Sordariomycetes, Glomerellales, Glomerellaceae. The transcript is spliced from 4 exons.
AUGUCGACCCCUACGUCCGCCUUAAAGCUGUCGGACGCCGGCCGUCGCGAUGACGGCCCUCCACCACCACCACUGCCCCCGGCCUCCGCCUCCGAGCCUCGUCUUCCUCCUCCAGUGAGCCGUGAAGGAUCCUCGACCGCCCAGAAAUCACCAGCCGCGUCAGAACCCCAGGCUCAAGGCAGCAGUUUCCCGACCUUUGCCAAGAAGACGCCCACCAAGUUGAGCCGGGCCACGACGCCGAAUGCGAAGGAGGUCAAGCCCGUCAAACCCCCGCCGGUCACCCUGCAGUCCCCCGCGGCCAUUGACCCGUUAUCCCAGCACAUCUUGAUGCGAACGAACACCGACCACACUGUUCCUCCACAGUUGCGGCGACCUCCCGACAGCCCUCUUCCCGAUCAUCCAGAGCAACCGGUCAAGCUCGUAGCACAUGCGUUCGACGCUCCCAAAAACAAAAAAGGAGGGGUGUCAUUCCUGAGUCGAUUGAGCAUGCGCGGCGGCCGAAGACGCGACGAUGACGAAGAAUCCGUUUUCAGUGACCAUCGAACCGAAGGCAACAAUGCCCACGUCUUCUCGUCGGCCAUUGGGUCGGGCUACAUUCCCCACCACAAGGAGCCGCCACGAUACAUUCGCAUGAAGGCGCACAGCAAGAAGAACCGCGAGUUCAACCGCAUGUUCCUCGCCCAGGAGCUGACCAUCCCACAACCCGAGACGAAUGGCGAGAAAAGUACGACAGUAACGACGUCGAACGGCGGCCGUCGGUCGAAUCAUGGCGAUGCCAUCUGGGCAACCGAGUUCAGCACAGAUGGAAAGUACUUUGCCGCUGCUGGGAAAGAUCAAGUGGUGCGGGUGUGGGCGGUGAUUUCGACGCAAGAAGAACGGCGGCGCCAUGAGGAAGAAGAAAAUGCUACCGGCGCCACCGGAGAGAGGCUUAGUGCGCCCGUGUUUCGGAGCAAGCCGGUCCAUGAGUUCCGGGGUCACACGGGAGAGGUACUGGAUCUCAGCUGGAGCAAGAACAAUUUCCUGCUGUCUUCGUCGAUGGACAAGACGGUGCGGUUAUGGCAUAUCAGCAGGAAGGAGUGCAUCUGCACUUUCAAGCACAAGGACUUUGUGACCUCCAUUGCCUUCCACCCCACCGACGAUCGCUUCUUCUUGGCAGGGUCGCUCGACGCGACACUGAGGCUGUGGAGUAUCCCGGACAAGGUCGUGGCAUACUCGGCACAGGUGUCGGAUUUGGUGACGGCGGUGGCAUUCUCGCCCGACGGCAAAACGGCCAUCGCUGGUGUUUACUCCGGCAUGUGCAUGUUUUACGAGACAGAAGGUCUCAAGCAUCUUUCGCAGCUCCACGUCCGUUCUUCCAGGGGCAAGAAUGCCAAGGGCAGCAAGAUUACCGGCAUCAAGACGAUGGUCAUUGAGGAUGAGGUGAAGGUGCUCAUCACGUCCAACGACUCCAGGGUCCGUCUGUACAACCUUCGCGACAAGAGUUUGGACGCCAAGUUCAAGGGUCUCGAGAACACGUGCAGUCAGAUUCAUGCGGACUUCAGUGACAACGGACAAUGGAUCGUGUCAGGGAGCGAAGACAAAAGGACGUACAUCUGGUCGGUGCACUCGGCGGACUCGGAGAAGGACAAGCCAUGCGAGUACUUUGACGCUCACUCUGACCGGGUAUCGACGGCCGUGUUUGCGCCCACGAAAUCGCGUCAACUUCUCGGCGGCUCGGGGGAUCCCCUCUACGAUCUGUGCAAUCCGCCGCCGGUGACGCUCAUGAGCCUCGAGGAGUCCAUCGCGAGCCAAGGGGGCCAGUCGGAUGAUGAGGCCAACAAGACCCAGGUGAAGAAGCCCGAGGAAUCGCCGCAGUACAUCGAAAAGUCGAAACACCCCGACGGACAGAUCCUGGUGACAACAGACCAGUCCGGCGUCAUCAAAGUCUUCCGUCAGGACUGCGCGUUCGUGAAGCGCCGACACGAGAACUGGGAAACCGGUUCGACAUUCUCGAGGAGACUGGGAGGGAGCAUUGUGGGUGUGGGACGCAGCGGCAGCGUUGCGACACGCACGAGCGUCGGCAGCCAUCCUCGCUCGCGCCGCAGCUCCAUCUCCCGAGUCGUCGCCCCAGGUCCGACGCAGCUCAGCUCUGACAUCAACACUUGGCGGCAAGGAAUCGAACAUGGACGCCCGAGCUCGAUGGUUCUGACGCCGUCGCAAAGCGAGCGCUCCCUGUCGCCCAACAAGGCGGCACGCACCCCGAUCAACACGAGCGCAGCGAACCUAGCGUCGGAGGCGCGGAAGCAACCGUACGCCGGCUCCCCACAGGCCCGGCCGCAACUCCCGGCGAGUCCGACAUCCAGCCGGGCCUCCCGCGAAAGAGGGCCUUCGAUCCCCCCGACUCCGAGCUUCUCCUUCCGCUCUGCAGACGAAGACGAUGAUGAAAGCGACGAACUACGACUGGAUCCCGCCGGGGCGAGCUACUCCUUCUGGAACUUGAAUCGCUGGCGUGGAAUCUCUUCCCUGCGAUCUUCCGUUUCUUUCAGCAAUGUCAGUGCGGCACAGUCGCAGGCCCAGGGCCGCAACAGCAUGAGUACAGCAGACACGGCACAAACAACAGCCAGCAACGUCACAAAGGCGUCUCGCCGCAAGAGCAUGGGCGCCGGGAUAUACGACAAGGCGGUGGAGGAGGAACAAAACGGUACGACACAGAGCAUAGAGGAUAAGGGAAAGACCGAGGUAGACCCUCAACUGCUCCGACCGGGCGACAACGACCCCAACAGCCGCAUCAACUCCAUCGUCAGUCGACUGAGCUCGGAGUACACGAGCGACGAGGGAGACCAGAUGAGCUGCCAGAAGUGCGCCAGCCGAGAGUUCAAGUCGAAGCGGGUCGGGGGUCGACAACGGCUCAUCUGCGUCGGAUGUGGCAAACUAGUGGAAGACGGGAAGUAA